UUCAUUUUUUUAUCGAAGUCUUCCUUGGCGUCGCCGUCGUGGUUUCUUAAGGUCCCUUUAAUCUCAGAGGCACGUUGAUUCAGUACACAUUUGCAGUCAAGGAAUAAGGACAUCAGACCGACCGUGAGUCACGGAACAGAUCAGGACUCAGUAACUGCUCCUCGUUAUGGGUAUGGAGGUAUGCAUUCAUGAUAACUGGCUAAAUUAUCCUGUAGCGGACGGCGACUGCCUACAAGCAGAAUUUGCGCGAAGCUGUGGAAGAAGCCCUCACAAGUCAAGACUCUACAAGAUAGGGAAAAAAGAUUUUGUUCUAAAAGUGAGGUUAUCAUGACUAAACACUAUCACGUGACGGUAAAAGAAGGGUUUCCGCUGUUGUUGUUUUCCUUUGCGUUGUUGCUUUUGCACGUCGGGGUGCAGGCUAAGUCAUCAUGCCAAGCCGAUCAGAUUACAAUCAAGGAUCCAAUAACUGGUUCGAUUCAGUGCCUGGAUUGCUUGAAAUGCCCGCCUGGCGAAGGCCUCUCAGUGAAUUGCGGGGACGUGAUAACCCCUUCAACACCAGUGCAGUGCAAGCCAUGCGUGCUGGGUGAGACGUAUUCUGCUUCCUUCAAUACCGCAGCUUGUGAAGACUGUGCAAAUUGCGGUGAGUACCGUGAAACGACGAAAGCCUGCACGGUGACUUCCAAGGCCAAGUGUGGAAGGUGUAAGCCUGGUGCGUAUGCUGAGGGCAUGUUGGGACUGUGCAGGCCGUGCUCUCCGUGCUGUAAUGAUGGUAACGAUAUCAUUAUACCUGAGUGUCAAGUUGCAGGUGUACCAACAAGUAUGCAGUGCAGCUACCUACGAUCUGACAAGUGCAGCGCAUCAGCGGUUUCAAGUAUGAGCACGAGGCAGUCAACACUUCGACCAGAUCAGUCCACGACCCCAUGGCAGCCAUCCCGGCCUUCUACAACCAGCAACGAAGUGAUCUCUUUUUCAAGUAAGCCAGUCAUCAACGUGAUUGAAGACGCCUCGCCAAAUAUGGGCUCCAUAGCCAUUUCCGUUGUAAGCGGCUUUUUUGUUAUCAUCACGAUCCUUAUCAUUGCAUGCAGCAGAGUACUGCGUCAACGCUGGAAGGCCUUUUGGACGGAGAUUGAUGUAGUUACUGUGGAAAACGUAGUUGGUCAGACGCAAAACUGCGAACAAAGAAAUGAACAAGAACACAAUCGGGAACAAACAGUGGAUAGAGUCCCACUGCCGCCCGAGGAUCUGUAUGAAGAGAGUCCACUUCCACAUCCUACUCAAGAGGCAGCUGGUGACAAGAAUCCCGAAAAAAUGGGAGUGCAAGAGACCGCUUCUCCUUCAUCAGACCAGAGUAGUUUAGUUUUAGAUUCUAAACUUGACGGGUCUGUGGUGAAGCAGUGUUCUGAAUCGUCUAAAGAGCGAGUACACAGUCCCCCCAAUGUUGUCACCAAGAAGACCACUGUCACGAUGUCCAAAGUCACAGAUAAGGGGGUCACUCCGGUUUGAAGAGAGCCAUCAGCACCUUUGAAUUAUCUGAUGGCCCGAUAACUUUUGCUCUGUAGUUUUUCAUUUAAUGACAGAGAAGUCGGGACAUUUUAACUACUUUUAAUUAGUUGUUUCUAAUCGUUUGAAAACGUCUACAAGCCCCGAUUCACUCUCGUUCCAGGAUUCUUCGUUCUCUUAACUACAACUGAUUACUCUUCCCAUCAUCAGCUUUUAACAUUUCCUCUCGGCAGCCAGAGACUGAUGAGUAAUUCAGUCAGUGGUGCAUUAUAGGCACGCGAAUGAAUUCGAGCAAAUCCUUAAAAGAGAAAUCAUUAAGGGACAGGGACCGGUCAUUUUUCAUUGGCUGCGGUUGAGGGUCGGAGCCGGGAUUUUGGGUGUGUCACGAUAACAUUUAUGUGAUCUCCUCCUAAGGUUUUGUAAUAAUGUCAUGAUCCCUGCUCAUUAACAAUUAAUUUGCAGUAAAUUGUCUAUAGUCCCCACUUUGUACUCUGUUGGCAACGACUGAUCCUCCGUAUGUUCCUUCUGAGAAGCAAUGUGAUCCACCCAUCAAUCAUUCAAACUCC
Messenger RNA from Stylophora pistillata, 2066 nucleotides. RefSeq lists its product as uncharacterized. Gene Ontology annotation, molecular function: protein binding; signaling receptor activity. Lineage: Eukaryota; Metazoa; Cnidaria; Anthozoa; Scleractinia; Pocilloporidae. The record is from RefSeq and is a predicted model, not a curated record. Gene Ontology annotation, biological process: positive regulation of canonical NF-kappaB signal transduction; positive regulation of JNK cascade.